UCAUCAUGGAUGUCGAUCCUCCAAACAGCACUUUUGACAACGCAACGCAUAUCCAGUCUGCUCCCCAUAGCCUUUGGGAAGUUAUCACCAUAGCAACAGUCUCUGCCAUUGUCAGCUUGAUCACGAUAGUUGGUAACGUUUUGGUCAUGGUAUCCUUCAAAGUCAACAGCCAGCUUAAGACUGUAAACAACUAUUACCUACUGAGUUUGGCCUUUGCGGACCUCAUUAUAGGAGUGCUCUCCAUGAACUUAUACACUACAUAUAUACUGAUGGGUUACUGGUCCUUAGGAAGCCUUGCAUGUGAUCUUUGGCUAGCUGUGGACUAUGUAGCCAGCAACGCUUCAGUUAUGAAUUUACUGGUCAUCAGCUUUGACAGAUAUUUCUCCAUCACAAGGCCGCUGACUUACAGAGCUAAGAGGACUCCAAAGAGGGCCGCCCUCAUGAUAGGCCUUGCAUGGUUAGUAUCGUUUGUGCUGUGGGCACCGCCCAUUCUGUGCUGGAAGUACAUUGCAGGAGAAGAAAAGGAAUCCGAGGACCAAUGUCAGAUUCAGUUUUUAACAGAGCCGGUGAUCACAUUUGGAACAGCCAUUGCAGCUUUCUACAUCCCAGUCUCUGUCAUGACUAUUCUCUACUGUAGGAUCUACAAGGAGACACAAAGACGCACAAAGGAUCUGGCAGAGCUGCAAGGACUCGCAAGCGAUCAUGUCUCGGAGGGAGCUAAACCGCAGAAAAACAUUAUUCCCUCUUGUUUCCAUUUUACCAGAGAGAGGAGAGAAAGAAGCCAGGCCUCCUGGUCCUCCUCUAACCAAAGUAACGCUACAAAAACUACCAUUAGGUCGGACGAAGUGUGGGUCAAAGCUGACCAAAUCGCUUCAUUUAAUAGUUACUCCUCAUCUGACGAGGAGGAGCGUCACGUUUCGAUCGAGACCCCGCAAGGAUCUUUGAGAGAUAACGGUCAAAAUGAUAAUGGCCAAGCGACGGAUUAUGCAGAAGAUCAGUAUUUUUCAACCCCCUCAAAAGAAAGCCGUAAGAAGUGCAUUUCGUAUAAGUUCACACCUGGCUCAAAGGGUAAAAAAGGCAGUCCUGGACCUGCAUCUCCUCGAGCCCCCGAAGCCGAGCAGAAAAACGCCUCACCUUCAUCCUCCACUGCCUCCAAGCCGAUGGACCCGGGUCUGAAGAACCAGAUCACCAAGAGGAAGCGAAUGGUGUUGGUGAAGGAGAAGAAGGCGGCCCAGACCCUCAGCGCCAUUCUCCUGGCAUUCAUCCUCACGUGGACUCCGUACAACAUUAUGGUGCUGAUCUCCACAUUCUGCGCCACGUGCAUCCCUACGUCCCUGUGGCACCUGGGCUACUGGCUGUGCUACGUAAACAGCACCGUCAACCCAAUGUGCUACGCCCUGUGCAACAAGACCUUCCAGAAGACCUUCCGUAUGCUGCUGCUGUGUCAGUGGAGGAGGAAAAGAGGCAAGGACAAGCUGUACUGGUGUGGACAGAAUGCCAACGUCAACAACAAAAUGACCUGAUUGGUUGGUUAACCGCGGUGUCAUGUCACCCAUUUACCUGGGUCGUGGCAGGGGCUGACUGCAUCAUGGUCAGGACGCCGUUC
Messenger RNA from Phycodurus eques (leafy seadragon), 1606 nucleotides. It is a transcript of the gene chrm5b, whose product is annotated as cholinergic receptor, muscarinic 5b. The record is from RefSeq and is a predicted model, not a curated record. Gene Ontology annotation, molecular function: G protein-coupled acetylcholine receptor activity; G protein-coupled serotonin receptor activity. Bases 6 to 1523 code for a protein of 505 amino acids. The transcript has a single exon. Gene Ontology annotation, cellular component: dendrite; synapse; plasma membrane. Lineage: Eukaryota; Metazoa; Chordata; Actinopteri; Syngnathiformes; Syngnathidae. Gene Ontology annotation, biological process: adenylate cyclase-inhibiting G protein-coupled acetylcholine receptor signaling pathway; G protein-coupled receptor signaling pathway, coupled to cyclic nucleotide second messenger; chemical synaptic transmission.